GGUGUGUUGGGAAGGUGGCACGUUUCCCUGGAGGGGGUCCGGAGAAGCCAGGCGAUCUGACCGCGGGGCCAGAUUAAAUGCGGGUCGGUUUCACGCUGCCCCGACGCUAGAACGCACAGUGCUCACGCCGCCGGGGGGAGUGCGAAAGACCUGACCUUCGCGGUUAUCCCAUCUGCGAUUGAAAGCAAACACCGUGAAUGGGCCACUUUUGCACGGAGAUCCUGCAAAGCCUUUUAAACGGAACCCAGCAAAACCACAAAUGCGUGAUGUUUCUUACUGUUGUGGCCUGGACUCCCUGUGUAUCGCAGGCGAUAUCGUACAUUCCACGAUAUGUGAAAAACUGCGAUAUGCAGACAUCAUUUUAGCAGUUGUAUUUUAUUUACUUUAUUAAUCAUGGUCGUUAUAGGGUGCGUCAAUUGCAGCUUUUCACCAUUUUACCCAUGCAAUUUUUAAACUUACUAAAACAUUUCUUCCAAGAAAUGGGAGACUGUUAUAGAAUGUAACGAAAAUGUUCAACCAACCCAUAGUUUGUCUUACCAAAAGUUCACUAGCUUAAUGCUAACAUGUAACAGAAACAAAUUAGCUUCGACGUUAGCGUGCUAUAGCUUCAAACGUGUGCAAACGGCAUCCAAAAGCAAAUAUUAGUUGGGGACCUUAACACCCUUCUUGCUGUUAAUUCCGCCUCAUGUCGUCUUCCGCUGGACUUCCAUCCUGCCAGGCCUGUUGUGGCACAACGUGGUACUACACGGAAGGUGCGCAACUCUAAAUCAGACGUGCCCGCCCGCGUACAGUAAAAACCCGUUCAAACGAUGAAUCGAAUAAGCGCAAUCAUUUCCAAAUCUGCACGACAAGCGAGUGGUCACUGGGCAGUAAACUUGACAGCACAUGAUGCCAAAAACGAUUUGAGAUAGCAAAAGAUGGUCGCGGAAGUCAGAGGCCAUCGUUAUCGCCACUUGCGGCUCGUAAAGGCACACGAGGGCGGCCGGUGAGCUGCACCUGACCGCUGGCUGUCAUCCAUCUUUAAUAACGCUCGUUAAUCAUUGAUGCCGGCUGGCGGCUGCCCACGACCGUCCCGUCUGCGCGCACUACCCUCUGGCCUCUGCGGACGGAAGACGGCAACGUCCGUCCGCCUCCUCCCAGCGGCACGCAUUGAUGAGCGCCGUCGCCGGAGCGCCGCCGCCCGUCGUGCUCGGCGUGGGCAUCGGCGGACCCCGCGGAGAGAGGAAGACCCCGCUGAGGCUCCCGUCGCUCGGCGGGCGCGGCGACGACGCGGCCCGACUGAGCCUUAGUGAGGCGUCGCCGCACCAAGCAAAGGACAACCCCUCAUUUGAGACCCGUUGCUGUGUCCGCCCUCCUCCUCCUCCUCCUCCUCUUCUUGCUCUUCCUCCAUCCUGCAAGUCCGAGGCCCACCAACCGGCAGCACCCGGUCGUCGUCGCAAAGACUUCCCUUCCAUCCGCUCGUCCCGGGCCGUCCGUCUCUGCUCCGGGCCUCGCUCGCGCACGCCGGCCGCCGCCGUAGCCCUCGGACCUCCGCUGUCCGUCACGGGGAAGCCGUGCGUCCUGAUCCGCGACCGGCGCCCCGUCGCGGGUCCGGCGCGCCCCCAGCUGCACGUGUUCCCGCCUGCCGAGACGCAGGAGGAGGAAACGGACGCCGAGUCUGCGGACGAGUUGGACUGCAAAAUGGCUUCGCUCGGGCUGAGGCGGGAAGAUGCCAAUCCGCCGCCGCCGUGUGUGGCCAGAAGUGUGUAACUGACGCCUCCUCCCCUCAAAUUUAUUCAAUACUUUAU
This is a messenger RNA of Phyllopteryx taeniolatus (common seadragon), 1787 nucleotides long. Its product is annotated as potassium/sodium hyperpolarization-activated cyclic nucleotide-gated channel 4-like. Lineage: Eukaryota; Metazoa; Chordata; Actinopteri; Syngnathiformes; Syngnathidae. Bases 1153 to 1749 code for a protein of 198 amino acids. The record is from RefSeq and is a predicted model, not a curated record. The transcript has 2 exons.